Molecule: messenger RNA, 6058 nt
Organism: Hemicordylus capensis (graceful crag lizard)
Lineage: Eukaryota; Metazoa; Chordata; Lepidosauria; Squamata; Cordylidae
Gene: IRS2
Product: insulin receptor substrate 2
Exons: 3
Coding region: 432-3719 (1095 amino acids)
Biological process (GO): insulin receptor signaling pathway
Cellular component (GO): plasma membrane; cytosol
Molecular function (GO): insulin receptor binding; phosphatidylinositol 3-kinase binding
Source: RefSeq, a predicted model, not a curated record
UCCAAUAAUGGCUUCGAGUCCUCGAGGGGGAAGCCUCCCUUCUCCAAGCUAUUGGCAGAGCGCACUGUCUUUUAUGUGGCACGGUGCUGAGUGCGCAACGCGAUAGUAGGAAAAGAGAUGGACGGCGUCGCCUCUUUCUCAUCCCGCAACCCCCCUCCUCCCCUCCCCUCGUGCGUGUGUGUCUGGGUAACCCGGCGGGUCACGUGUUGUUUUUCUCUUUAGCUGAGGCGCGCAAAGCCCAAGAAGUUACUCGCCGCGUCCGUGGUCCUGAAACGGGAGGAGCUUGCUCACUGCUAGCCAGGCGAGAGAGAAAGCGCGCACGCGUGCGGGGAAGCGAGCGAGCUGAGACGAUCUAGGUGUCAGGGAGAGCUGCGGCGAGCCCCGGAGGCUCGGAAGAAGCCCUCUUCGGAGUCGCCGUCCUGGGCUGGGGGAUGGCGAGCCCCCCUGUGCCGGAGUACCCUCGCCGCCCCUCGGCCGCCCCCAACCUUAACAACAACAACAACAACCACCAGCAGCAGCAGCAGCAGCAGCCACCGCAGGAGCAGCAGCAGGAGCAGCCUCUAGGCGUGCGCAAGUGGGGCUACCUGCGCAAGCACAAGCACGGCCACAAGCGCUUCUUCGUGCUUCGAGCCCCCUGCCCCGGCGUGGGAGGGGCGGAGGCGUCGCUGCAGCCCGCCCGCCUGGAAUACUAUGACAGCGAGAAGAAGUGGCGGAGCAAGGCGGCGGCGCCCAAGCGCAGCAUCGCGCUCGACUCGAGCCUGAACAUCCACAAGCGGGCCGACGCCAAGCACAAGCACCUCAUCGCGCUCUACACGCGCGACGAGUACUUCGCCCUGGCGGCCGAGAGCGAGCAGGAGCAGGACGGCUGGUACCAGGCGCUGACGGAGCUGCUCGGCGAGAGCCAGGCGGGCGCGCAGCCGCUCCUCCCGGAAGCCUCCUGCGGCGAGGACUUCGGCUACGGGCCGCUGGGCGGCGGGCCGUCGGCGCCGAGCGCCGCAGCCUACCGAGAGGUGUGGCAGGUGACGCUGAAGCCCAAGGGCCUGGGGCAGAGCCGCAACCUGACGGGCGUGCACCGGCUGUGCCUGGCUGCGCGCACCGUCGGGCUGGUGCGCCUCAACUGCGAGCGGCCCUGCGUGACGCUGCAGCUCAUGAAUAUCCGCCGCUGCGGCCACUCGGACAGCUUCUUCUUCAUGGAGCUCGGCCGCUCGGCGUCCACAGGGCCCGGCGAGCUCUGGAUGCAGGCCGACGACUCGGUGGUGGCGCAGAACAUCCACGAGACCAUCCUGGAGGCCAUGAAAGCCUUGCGGGAGCUGGCCGAGUUCCGCCCGCGCAGCAAGAGCCAGUCCUCGUCCUCCUCGUCUUCGGGAGGCGCUCCUGCCGCUGGCGCGGGCUUCGUGGCGAUGUGCAGCCGGCCGAUCUCGGUGCCGGGCCGCCGCCAUCACCACCCGCUGAUGCUGCCCCCCAGCCAGACCGGCCUCCUCCGCCGAUCACGCACUGACACCCUGGCGGUGGCUGGCGGUAGCAUCAACAGUCGGGCACGGACGGCGAGCGAGGGAGAUGGGUGCAGAGCUGGCUCGCUGGCUGGCAGCCCUCUGAGCCCGGAUGCCGGAGGCCCCUCGCAGACGCUCGGGGUUGCUUGUGGCCGGCAGGGUGGCCAGCCGGCGAUGCAGACAGGCCGCUCCCUAGCCUUAGGGCACUCGCCUUCCUUGGUUUCCAAGCUGGCCAUGGAAUCUGGUCUACUCCCCCAGCGCCUUUCCAGUGGCAGCAUUUCUGUGGCUGGCUCCCCCGGCGAUCCUGCUGGUUUCAUGGCCUUUGAGGAUUUGGGCUCCAGCCCAGGUGGGGAUCCACUGCCCUUCUCCUCUUCCUUAACAGCAGGCAACCAUAGCAGCACACCAGAGACCCCUCCAGGCCAGCAGGCUGUGGAGCGGGGACGCCUUUGCUACCGGCCCUACCUAUGGGAGACUACAGGAGCAGACAAGGUCCUCCGAAAGCGCACUUACUCUUUGACAGCACCAGUGCACCAGCGCCCUUUGCCGCCUCCUGUUUCCUCAGCCUCCUUGGACGAGUAUACGCUCAUGCGAGCCACCUGCACCACAACAGGGGCCUCUCCAAGGGCAACCUACACCCCUUACCCUGAGGAUUACUGUGAUGUGGAGAUUGGCUCUGGGGGCACCAGCAGCAGUAGCAGCUCACAUCUGGGUGGCAGUGGCGGUGGGGAGCAGGUCUAUAUGCCUAUGAGCCCCGGGAUAGCAUCUGCGCUGCCAGUACAGGGUGGUCUUGAUGGCUACAUGCCUAUGGGUCCCACCAGGGUGUCAGCCCCACAGCAGAUUUUGCAACCUCGCUCCUGCAAGAUCAGCAGCGAGUGUUCCCCAGAUGACAGCAGCUAUAUGUGCAUGUGGGGUACUGGUACCAGACUGUCUGGGGAAAGUCCUGAUGGGAGAUUGAGCCAUGGCGACUAUAUCAACAUGUCCCCCUUGUUGUUGCCUCCUUUACAUGGAUCUUCCAUCACUUCUGCCCCCCCACCGGUGCCCUCUCCUAAUGGCUUAAGUGCCCUGGGGCCUGGGGACCGGUCCAACUACUUUUAUAGGCCACUGCCCUAUGCCUGCCAGAGCCAGACAAGCCCUCUGGGCGAGAAGGACAACAGUGACCAGUAUGUGCUUAUGAACUCACCAGCAGGAAGAUUAAUCAACACCCCCAAAGGGAAGGCUUUCUCUGCCGCCUGCAAUCACACAGCCGUGCCUUCGCCCAUGUACCAGAGUUGGACUGAGAGCUCCCUCAGCCAUCGGGCCACUGGUGCUCAGCCCAGUCACCUUUCCCUAGAGCUGUUGCUGCUCCCCCCUAGCAUGAACACACACUCCCUUCCACAUGAACCUCAAAGUCCCAGCGGGGAGUACGUCAACAUUGGUUACUCACUGGCAUCGGCCUGUGACAGCUCAGCCUCCUCACCUGGUUCUGGCUUAGGUGGAAGGCACAGCCCCCCGAUCUCCAAUUACAUGAAUCUCAACUUUGAUGAAUCACAAUCGGGUGCCAUCUCAGUGGGGUCUUUGGAUGAAGUGCUUUUGCCAGGAUCCCGCCCAAAUCCUGGGCAGUCGUCUGAACAUUAUCUAAAGGUUGGAGAAGGGUUGGCGUGCUUUUCGAGCCCAUCUUCUGAGGCAGGUGACUAUAGUGAGAUGGAUUUCAGAAAAGCCACUACCCCAUCCCAGUUCAUUUCACAGAAGCCAGAAAGUGCUCGUGCAACUAGUCCUGUUGCUGCCUUAAAGCGACUUACACUUGCUGGGGUGGAGGCCUUUGUUUUUGCUAACCCCCUCCCUGAUCCCAACCGUGGAGCCAAAGUCAUCCGUGCUGAUCCUCAGGGGCGCCGGAGGCAUAGUUCAGAAACUUUCUCUUCCACUGCCACAGUAACCCCUGUGUCUCCUUCCUUUGCACACAAUCCCAAGCGACACAAUUCUGCCUCUGUGGAAAAUGUGUCUCUCAGGAAAAAUGAAGGGUUGCUGGAGGAGCAGAACAGCAGCCCUAUGUGCCGAGAGACCUCAGCUGGCUUCCAGAAUGGCCUCAACUACAUUGCUCUUGAUGUGGUGGAAGGAGAUCAUCUGGCAGAUGACGACCAAGGCGAGCACAAAGGCAGGCAUUCCCUAAAUGGAAAUAUCAAUGGCCCUUAUACCAGUAGAGAUUUCCUGACCCACAACCUGAAAGAAGCAACUUCAGUGAAAGUUUGUUAGCGGCAUUGCCAUGUUCAUCCCCGGAACGAGACACAGUCGAACGGGAGGAAAAAAACCCAAUUUUACCACUAUGACCCUUGAGUCCAACAUUUUAUAAAAGCUGCUGGGUAGAACUUUUUUAAAAAAAUCUAAAUCUUAAGUUGCAUUAAGAUCUGGUUUUUUUUCUGUUGAUGUAGCUUUCAGAACAGUUCUCCCUUAGUCUGGAGAGGAAGUAACCUGUCUGAUUCACAGGGAUGUAUCGCAACAUUGUGCUGCUGUUUGCAUAAGUUAUGCUCAAGAUUACAUCCUUUAAGACUUCGGACCUCUUCAGUGGGCUGAUCGAUUAUACACACGGCCAUCACCUUUUUGUCACAGACGAUCUGUAUUUAUUCUUCAGCAUGUUAGGGGAUUCUGCUUGCACCUGCUACAGCAGUAAAAUUGGGUGUUUACUGUUAUCCUUUUGAACUUCCUACAGCACUACCUCAGUUAAAAGUGAAACUGGAUUUGUAUUGCUGGUGUACAAUAGCUGGCUUCUCCUUGAUCUCUGAGCUGGGUGUUGUACGGUCAUCAGCCUUAUUGAACCUAUCAAGAAUCCUGCUGCUGGCUGGUUGAUUCUCAGUCUGCAUUUACUUAUCAGGCAAGACACCAGAUAGGAGUGAAACCAUUUAAGCCAAGGUGAAACUUGGUGGAUCAGACUUAUCGACAUAUUUAUAAUAGUUAUAAAAUAUGUAAUAGAAGUAACAGAACUUAAUAAUCAUUAACCUGUAUUAGGAUAUCAUUCUUUACUUCUAACACAUUUGUAUAAUCAUAUCUGUUUAGCAUUUUAACUACAUCAGAUUGCAAAGGCCUCCUAUUUGUAUGCUUACAUUUAUCAGAUAACUUUGACCUUAGCGACAUUUCUUGUAAUUAAAACCCCCGCCAACAUGCUAGAAAUGCAGGGAUAAUAAUGGGGGGGUGGAGGUGAGUAGAUUGAUAACAAUAUUCUGAGCAGAAUACUUCGUGUCUUUCAACAACGCCUAAUAGUUUUUCUGUCAGCAAUCAAAUCUAUAAAGGCAGCAUAAAAUUUGUGGAGAGAAAGGGGAAGAAGUAAACUUUGGACAUUCUCCUAGAAAUUCUUGACAACUACAUAGUAUUUUGAAAAUAACAGUGUCAUGGCUUUUUUGCAUAUGUCACCCCCAAUUGCACCAUAAUGGGGAAUGUUUCGUUGCUCCUAAUCUGUAUUUGAUUAAUGAGGCUUUAAAAAAAUUGUUUCAAGGGUACCUCCACUGAGCCUUGUCUGGGUCAUCAUAUACAUGUAUUUUUCUCUUGAGAAUUCUCUGUAUUAAGUGAUGAACUUCUACAUCAUUAGAAACAAUGCAUUAGGUAUUUGAUGGAGACAAAGAAGCCAGUGUCUUAUUACUCAAAAAUGCAAUGCAAAGUCUUCAUGCUUUCAUGCUGAGCAUUGGGACAGAGGAUUGUAUCACAAGACAAAUGUGAAUGUAAUCUCCACCCACUUAGUGUUCCUUUCAGGGCACGGGAGGGGAAUAUGCUUAUGCAUAUGCUGAUAAAAUUAUUGAAGUAACAUAAAUUUAAGUGUCAUUCAUACUUGUUUUGUUACAUACCCCACCUUCUGUCUAAAUACAUAUAUAGCAAAGAUGAUAGCUUAUGAUGUCCCCAGCUAAUGGGAGCACUGUGUGGCAAUUGCUGAAACCAAAAUAUAACCUUCAAUUUAUGGAAAACACUCUUGAUUCCUAAUAUCAUAAUAAGUUUGGUCAUCCGGCAUAUUAAAAAAAAAUGGAGCUUGAAUGCAUACCAUGUUCCCUUCUCAUACCAUACAUUUCACAAUAGGCAUAUGCAAAUAUUUGUGUUCUUACUUUAGUUUACAAUAUGGAACCAAAAUGUAUAAAUGCUAAGUUUGCUAAAACUUUGCAAUAUAUAGGAAUCUUUGUACAUUUUGCCUGAUUUACCCUGAAUUUUAAAAUAUUUUUUGCUAUGUAACAUGAACGGUUAAUAAGCAGUGUUUUCUUUUUGGAUACAUAAUUGUUUCUGUAUAUCAAAAUGUUAAAUAUAUAUUUCUUGCUAUUGUGAUACGACAAGAGACUUAACUUAUCUUGCUGUGUCUUCCAAUGUACACUCUGUAUAUAGGAGUAUUCAGCGAUGCUGCUGGGAAUGAGAUCGUGUGGAACUAGAGUAGUAUAAUGUAUUUAGUCUGUAUUGAUUCUGGCUGCUCUCCUUAAUAGCCAUAUGCAAUAAAAUGUUAUUUAUUAAAGGAAUACAAUCUUUGAGGACCUGUUCUUCGUAGAGGUUUUGUUUAUCACAUUAUUUUGUUAUUUAUAAAGAUAGCUUUCUAUGAAUAAAUUUUACUAGUGGGUAAAUAUUAA